AUGGACCAACUUAACAAAAAUUCAUCACUGAUCUUAGCUUCAAAUAACCCGAAAAAGCCAGCUGGCAGGAAGAAGUUUCGCGAAACUCGACAUCCAGUAUACAGGGGAGUCAGGAUGAGGAAUUCAGGAAAAUGGGUUUGUGAAGUCAGAGAACCAAAUAAGAAAACAAGGAUUUGGCUUGGUACUUUUCCAACUGCUGAAAUGGCGGCUAGAGCUCAUGACGUGGCGGCUAUAGCAUUAAGAGGCCGUUCUGCUUGUUUGAAUUUUGCUGAUUCUGCUUGGAGGUUGCCUACCCCGGCUUCCUCCAACUCUAAGGAUAUUCAAAAGGCGGCCGCAGAGGCCGCCGAAAUCUUCCGAUCGGAAGGAGUUUCAGGAGAAUGUGUUGUCAGUACUCCUGAAAUACCAGAAAAUUCCUUCUUUAUGGAUGAGGAAGAGCUGUUGUACAUGCCGGGAUUAAUUACGAAUAUGGCGGAAGGACUAAUGCUACCUCCACCGCAAUGUGCAGAAGUAGAAGAUCAUUAUUAUAUGGAAGCUGAUGAUGCUUACAUGCCUUUAUGGAAUUAUUAGUUCUAUGUAAAUAUUUCUGGUUAUUAAUUAUUAUUGCUUCUUAAAUUAGGAUGUUUAGGAGAUAUUCCUAGUUAAUUUCG
This is a messenger RNA of Solanum stenotomum, 647 nucleotides long. RefSeq names its product dehydration-responsive element-binding protein 1A-like. Gene Ontology annotation, biological process: regulation of DNA-templated transcription. Gene Ontology annotation, molecular function: DNA-binding transcription factor activity; DNA binding. The record is from RefSeq and is a predicted model, not a curated record. The coding region runs from base 1 to 567 and encodes 188 amino acids. The transcript has a single exon. NCBI's taxonomy places the organism in Eukaryota, Viridiplantae, Streptophyta, Magnoliopsida, Solanales, Solanaceae.